Molecule: messenger RNA, 1179 nt
Organism: Magallana angulata
Lineage: Eukaryota; Metazoa; Mollusca; Bivalvia; Ostreida; Ostreidae
Product: 3-oxoacyl-[acyl-carrier-protein] reductase FabG-like
Exons: 9
Coding region: 57-839 (260 amino acids)
Molecular function (GO): oxidoreductase activity
Source: RefSeq, a predicted model, not a curated record
AUAAUUAGGCUAUGCCAUAACGGCGCUCCGUAGAGUUGAACAAAAUAUAGAACGCCAUGAUGAGCUCACUUUUGAACAAAGUCGUUAUUGUAACAGGUGCGAGUUCUGGAAUAGGUGCCUCUACUGCUCUUGAAUUUGCUAAAAAUGGCGCCAAGUUGGUUCUAGCUGCAAGAAACGUUGAGAGAUUAAACGAAGUGGCAAGUCAGUGUUCAUCAAAAGGUCUACAACAGGAAAAAAUAUUGGUCAAAGGUUGUGACAUCACCAUUCAAGACAAUUUGAAGAGUUUAGUUGCUUCGACUUUGGAGAAGUUCGGACAGAUCGACGUACUGGUCAACAAUGCAGGGAGCGGACAGUACGUUGAUUACAUGGAUACAUCACCGGAAGUAUUUGAUAACAUUUUCAACAUCAAUACCCGCGCGCCAUUUUUACUCACUCAGAUGUGUACUCCUCAUUUAAAGAAAACGCAAGGUUGUGUUGUCAAUGUUUCCAGUAUAUCAGGUCAAAGAUCGUUUCCAAGAGCGCUGACCUACUGCAUGAGUAAAGCAGCACUGGACCAUUUCACCAGAACUCUUGCAAUAGAGCUUGCGAAAGAUAAGGUCAGGGUCAACUCUGUAAAUCCUGGGGUUGUCAUUACUGAGUUUCAGACCCGGGCAGGGAUGAAGGAAGAACCUUAUAAACAGUAUUUAGACAAACAAACGGAACUACAGCCAUUAACCGGUGCCAUUGAACCCGAGGAGGUUGCCAAGGUGAUACUUUUCCUGGCCUCUGACCAAUCAUCUUCAAUCACGGGAGAACUACUUUUUGUAGAUGGAGGGCGCCAUGCAAAAGCGCCUGCGUAAACAGAUUGUGAUGUGAUUCUGUGCACUGUGUACAGAAAUACAGCUUUUUUUUUUUUUUUAACAAAUACCUGUAUAGUCAGAUCCGAUUUCUUUCAGAGUUUGCCUUUUCUACACUUAUUUACCGGUAAAUUGUUUUUUUUCAACAUUUUGAAAUGAAAUUUGUCUAGCGACCAUUUAAACUGGAAAUUUAAGCCAAGAUAACUAAUUGAUGAAAAAGUAUUUAUAGUCUAUAGUUAUUGACAAGUUAAUCGUUAUCAUUUUGAUAAUUGCGUAACUGCGUUUAUGUUUAUGUGUAUUCCAGUGUUGUAAGUGAAACCAGUGAAUAAAUUGUUAAAUUUGU